AUGAGUUAUGGAAACUUGAAAAAGUUUAAACCACCAACGGUUCUUAAUUCGCUGAAGAUUCUAAAUCUCAAAGAUUCUCAAAAACUUGUCAGCAUCCACAAUCUUUCCCGACUUCCUAAUCUUGAGACUUUGAUUUUAUGGAACUGUAGCAAUCUCACUCAUGUUUGUGACACAAUCCAAGGUCUUGAGAGACUUGCUCUACUGGAUUUUACAGGGUGUAAGAAUCUGUGGAAGGUUUCAUCGAAUAAGUAUGUAAAUCAACUGCUAAGGCUAAGAGCUUUGUAUACUGGUGGAGAAAUUCUACAACAGUCGCUUUCCUUACCAGACUCGUUGAACUUUUUGUUUUUCAAUAACUGCAGCCUUGAGAAAAGCAAUUAUAUUCCAGUGUGUUUUAGUGGCCGACCAUUCUUAUACAUGAAUUUAGGCAAUAAUCUAUUUGAGUUCCUGCCCAAUAACAUUAAUUUUAAAACGCUUCGGGUACUCGAAUUGACUUUUUGUCCAAAUCUCAAGUGCCUCCUAUGUCUCCCAAGUACACUAGAAGAGCUGUAUACAAAUUGGUGUUUUUCACUGGAGAAAAUAACAUUUGAAUCAGCUCGGUUUAGAUUGCGGGAAUUUGUAUAUCGAGGUUGUAACAAAAUCUCUGAAAUUCAAGGCCUUUUUAAAUUGGUGCCAAUAGCAAAAUUUGAUGAAGCAGAUUUGGGACAUAUGAAAUGGAUCAAAGCAUAUCAAGAUCAUGAGGUCGACCUGGUGGGUGAUGAGAUCACUAAAGACAGAAAUUGGCGUGUCCAGGUGUUAUACGAAUAUGGUAUAAUGAGUACAUAUCUGCCAGAUGUAAAGGAUCAAAGCAUGACAAAGCCUGUGUAUAUGUCAUCGUCCCCGUUCUUAUCAUUUUGUGUGCCAUCUUGUCCUAAGAAACGCAGGAUCCAAGGAUUACAUGUAACCGCCAUAUACAGACCAUCAGAUGCUGGUGAUGAAAUCAAUGUGUCCAUCAUUGUGGGAAAUGGAUUGAUGGUAAGCGGGUGUAGUGCCAGCCUUGUGUACAUGGAUGAUGGUGAAGUAGAGAUAGAAUACUACAAAAAUUACAAGAAAGAGGAAGAAGUUAUUGGGGGAGAUCUAUCUGAAUUUGAGCUCACUACAGGAGCCUACUAUCUUUGUCGUCGCGAUUACUUCAAGUCAACCACCCCUGAUUGGUUAAAUAUGUUAAUUGGUAAUACCGUUCCCUCUACAGAGUUACGAGUAUGGAGAAAAUCUCGUCUGUCAAAAAACUUAGAUGCAUCAUUUAUGGAGUUGGAAACUUUCAGAGCCUAUGUUUUUCCCAAUUUGCAAAUUGAAUUGCUAAUUUUGUUCCUCGACUAUUCCUUAAUUUCUAGUUGA
This is a messenger RNA of Lactuca virosa, 1374 nucleotides long. The record is from the annotation of a GenBank genome assembly. NCBI's taxonomy places the organism in Eukaryota, Viridiplantae, Streptophyta, Magnoliopsida, Asterales, Asteraceae.